AUGUAUCCCUCCCAUGAAGCACAGACACGGCCACAGUCCCCGUCCACAAUCGACACGCCGCCUGGGCAUCAAGACGGUGCCGUUAGAAUAACGGUCCCAAGUGUCUGUGAAGCGCUGAAGAUAUCCGAAUCUAUGUAUGAUAUGUUGAUGGGGUUCUAUUUUGCCAACAUGACCGCCUUCUCCCUCUUCCGGCCAGGCAGCAUCGAGCCAAAAUUUGCCAUGAUGCAGCACCACUCCGACGCCGAGGCACUUGUGGCCGCCAUGUUCUCUUUCUCCGCCCGGCAUUGUCGUGAUCCCAGCGGUUGUCCCAGCCCGUCAUACUUCGCGCACAUCGCAUCAUCGCAGCUGGACGAAUCCAUCGAACGCUAUGGCGACAUGCGGCCCCCUUUUUGGCUUUUGCAGGCCAGCAUCCUAGUCACCUUCUAUCAGCUGACGCUGAGCGUUCGGUCACGGUCGUGGAAGAAGCUCGGAGACUGCAUCCGGUACUCGUACGACAUGAACCUGCAUUUGGUCGAUGCGAACCGCGAUCCGUCCAGGGCCACGGACAAAGCUCCGGUAAACGUGCAGCGGUGGGCUUUGCUUGAAGAGCGGCGAAGAGCCUGGUGGGCCGUCUGGGAAAUGGACAUCUUUGCAAGCACCAUUCGACGGCUGCCGACAGCAAUCGACCCAAGCAUGAAUCUGACCAUGCUUCCGGUCCCCGACAGCUGCUGGUUUAACGACAUAUACCAGGAGAGCUGCUUCCUGGCCGAAGACUGCAAUCUCCGGUGGAAACACUUAGCCCGCUCAGGGAACCAGAGCGCGAAGGCCUGGUUCAUAGUCGUGAACUCGUUGAUGCGGAACACACAGCGCAUCGUCUACCCUGCCGGUCUGGCAAUGCAGUCGCUCGGCGGUAAGGGCACCGAGACAGAGCUCAGCAUCAUGGCCAACUGUCUGUACUGCACCAUCACCUCGCUUCCCGCUCACUUAACCUACCACGGCGAGAGCCUCGAUUUCCGACCACCAGCCUCUCCGCAGGACGCCACCAACCCCCGCCAAGAGCAUGCCGACAAGUACUCGAUCCACCUCAUGACCCAGCUCUGCCGCUUCAUGAUCUACAACCACAAGAUCUGCGCGCGUGCGCCCUGGCUGGCCCAUGCAAAGAACAACACCACCACCCCAAGCCCCACCACAUCCAAUAUAAACGACAACGACAGCACCACGCGCCAGGCCGAGUCGGAGUGGUCCAAUUACAUGAAAGCCGCCGACGAGGUCGUGACUGCAGUCCGCAACAGCUCAGCCGACCACCACCGGUACGUCAACCCGUUCCUGGUCAACACGCUGUGGUUCGCGGCCGCCGCGCAAUGCGCCUGCCGCGUGUUUGGCCCGCCCGCGCUCGAUUCAGGUUCCACAUACGGUCAUUACCGGCGUCUUGCUGGGUCUAAUUUGGAUCUUCUCAAGCUUGCCAUCGGUCGGUUUAUAGACUUUUGGGGCGGCAUGGAGAAUCUUAAGGGAAAGCUGGAUCGGCUGGAGACGGGGUUGUUGAAUCUCAUGGCUCGGCCGGCUGGGGCAAACGGGGGUGGGAAUGGGAAUGGGAAUGAGGUUGGUGAUGGGUCGGAUAGGCAGCGGGACCAGCAACAGCAGUUCCUGCGGGAAAGGCAGGCUGCUGAGGGUCUAAACGACUUGAGUACGAGUACUUCGGCCGUGCCCCGAGUCUCUACAGAGCCAGGCGUGCUGGCGCAGCCAGUUGGUGCAUUAUCGUCGUCCGGGGCCGAGGCGUUGCUAGAUGCACCUGGGGGGCCCACGCAUGGUUGGGCAACUUUUGUGCCGGAUCUGGGCGGUUUCUCACACCAAUUCCCUGUGACCGGCCCAAAUAUAUACUCAGCCGGCCCCAUGGACUUUUCACCAUUUGGGUUGGAGGAACUGUUCAUGGCCAGCAUGGAUUCACAGCUCUGA
Messenger RNA from Canariomyces notabilis, 1932 nucleotides. RefSeq lists its product as uncharacterized. Gene Ontology annotation, cellular component: nucleus. Gene Ontology annotation, molecular function: DNA binding; zinc ion binding. Bases 1 to 1932 code for a protein of 643 amino acids. The record is from RefSeq and is a predicted model, not a curated record. Gene Ontology annotation, biological process: DNA-templated transcription. NCBI's taxonomy places the organism in Eukaryota, Fungi, Ascomycota, Sordariomycetes, Sordariales, Chaetomiaceae. The transcript has 2 exons.